UUCCUGUUGUUUAUUUCUGUCUGAAAUUGUAUUGUUGGGGUUCUAGCUUCAAAGUUUAAUUCUUUAUUCAGUUGGUAAGGUUGUAUGAAGUAACUUUUUGAAGAAGAAAUCAGAGAUCUGGUGAAGUAAUUCUCGCCAAAAAUAUUGAAAAUGUUGCUAUUCAAUGUUGUGGAUGAGAAUUACUUGAAAAGUCAACUGAACAAAUUGGUUCAUGCAAGUUAAGGAUCUACUUCCCUAGCCUGUAGGACCAUGUUCAUGCUUCAAAAGCUGAAUUGCUCGUGGUCACUGGUGGCAACUAUUGUUUCGAUUGUCGCAUUGGUUUCAGUAGUCCAAUUGUUCGUGUUUCCUACGGUGCCUUCGUAUGAUUACUUGGGAUACAAGCAAGUCAAAGACUCGUGUAUACCGACAACUAAUACUGAAAAAACUAAUGGUUUGCAGCAGUCUUUAAAAGCUCGGUUUCCAGCUGACUUGCAUAAGGCGGUUGUUUAUCGCAGGGCACCAUGGAAGGCUGACAUCGGUCGAUGGUUGUCUGGUUGUGAUUCAGUGGCCAGUCCAAUAAAAGUUCAUGAGGAAAUCACUGGGAAGAAAUGUAAAGAUGGGUGUAGUGGUCAAGGCGUUUGUAAUCAUGAAUUUGGUCAAUGCCGUUGCUUCCAUGGAUUCAACGGAGAUGGAUGCUCUGAAAGACAAGAACUUAGUUGCAAUUACCCUGCAACAGAGGAGCUACCAUACGGUCGAUGGGUUGUGUCCAUCUGCUCUGCACAUUGCGACACGACACGAGCCAUGUGCUUCUGUGGUGAAGGAACCAAAUACCCGAAUCGUCCUGUUGCUGAGUCAUGCGGGUUUCAAAUAUACUUACCUUCUGAACUUGGUGCACCAAAGGCCGUUAACUGGUCAAAAGCUGACCAUGAAAAUAUCUUCUCAACAAACAAAAGCGUGCUUGGAUGGUGUAAUGUAGAUCCGGUUGAAGCUUAUAAUUCGAAGGUGAAAUUCAAAGAAGAGUGUGAUUGCAAAUAUGAUGGUCUUUGGGGGCGGUUUUGUGAGACACCUGUGUUAUCUUCUUGUAUUAACCAGUGUUCCGGUCAAGGUCAUUGUCGCGGUGGCUUCUGUCAGUGUGAUAAUGGGUGGUAUGGAGUGGAUUGUAGCAUUCCAUCUGUUCAUUCAUCAAUUAGAGAUUGGCCACAGUGGCUUAGUCCCGCCCAAAUUAGCAUUCCCGACGACAAGCCUGCUGUCAAAUUAAAAGCCGUGGUGGAAAAGAAAAGGCCACUAAUCUAUGUCUAUGAUUUACCACCAGAGUUUAAUAGUCUCCUGCUUGAGGGUCGUCAUUUUAAGUUCGAGUGCGUAAAUAGGAUUUAUGACCAGGAUAAUGCUACUGUGUGGACUGAACAGCUAUACGGUUCUCAGAUGGCAAUGUAUGAAAGCAUGUUAGCAAGCCCGCAUCGGACAUUAAAUGGCGAAGAAGCAGAUUAUUAUUUUGUGCCGGUUCUUGAUUCAUGCAUCAUAACUCGCGCUGAUGAUGCACCCCAUUUGAGCAUGGAGAAACAUAGGGGAUUAAGAAGCGCUCUCACGCUUGAGUUUUACAAAAAAACACAUGACCAUAUUGUGCAGCAAUAUCCCUACUGGAACCGUUCAUCGGGAAGAGAUCAUAUCUGGUCAUUUUCGUGGGAUGAAGGCGCUUGUUAUGCCCCGAAGGAGAUAUGGAGCAGUAUGAUGUUGGUCCAUUGGGGUAAUACAAAUUCAAAGCACAACCAUUCAACAACUGCUUAUUGGGGUGACAAUUGGGAUGUUAUUUCUUCAAAUGAUAGGGGGAAUCAUUCAUGUUUUGACCCACAAAAAGAUCUUGUGAUUCCUGCAUGGAAACGCCCGGAUGUCACAUCCCUAAGCCUAAAGCUUUGGGCUAGGCCUCGCGAGGACCGGAGAACAUUGUUUUACUUCAAUGGAAAUUUGGGGCCAGCUUAUGAACGAGGACGGCCUGAAUCUACAUACAGUAUGGGUAUAAGGCAAAAACUAGCGGAAGAAUUUGGAUCUUCCCCAAACAAACAAGGUAAGCUUGGGAAACAACACGUUGAAGAUGUGAUUGUGAUCGCGAGUCCUUCUGAAAGUUACCAUGAGGAUCUGGCAAGCUCAGUGUUUUGUGGAGUUAUGCCUGGAGAUGGAUGGAGUGGUAGAAUGGAAGAUAGUAUUUUGCAAGGUUGCAUUCCCGUUGUUAUCCAGGACGGUAUCUUUUUGCCAUGGGAGAACUUGUUUAACUAUGAGAGUUUUGCUGUUCGAAUUCGUGAAGAUGAAAUACCUAACCUCAUAAAGAUCCUCCGGGGGUUCAAUGAGACUGAAGUAGAGUUCAUGUUGGCGAAUGUAAAGAACAUUUGGCAAAGAUUUUUGUAUCAGGAUGCUAUUUUGCUCGAAGCUAAAAGACAGAAGUCGGCAUUUGGGUACGUCAAUGAUUGGGCUGAAAAAUUGUCUGAACUAAGUGAGGACGACGUUUUCGCAACAUUCAUACAGGCAUUGCAUUACAAGUUGUACAACGACCCUUGGAGAAUGCAAAACAGGAACCUAACAAAGGAAACCGGUUUACCCGAAGAAUGCUUACCCAAAGUAUAGUGAAGAGUAUAUAGUAUACAACAUUGAGCCCAUCAUCAAGACAAUUGUACAAUCAUAUGUUUUAUUCAGGUUCCUUUUUUUUGUGUUAUUUUAUAGUUUUGAGUUUGAGUAAAUGCAAAGGUCAAUUUCUUUGAUUUGGUAGAGACCAUUUGAAAGUUCAACUCUAAUAGGAGGUAGGUUGAAAAACACUUAUUUUUGUUGGAUAUAAUAUUAUAAUGUUCAAUUGCCAAUUAAAAUUC
Molecule: messenger RNA, 2834 nt
Organism: Helianthus annuus (common sunflower)
Lineage: Eukaryota; Viridiplantae; Streptophyta; Magnoliopsida; Asterales; Asteraceae
Exons: 15
Coding region: 250-2595 (781 amino acids)
Molecular function (GO): glycosyltransferase activity
Source: RefSeq, a predicted model, not a curated record